Messenger RNA from Tarenaya hassleriana, 2552 nucleotides. RefSeq names its product cryptochrome-1-like. Gene Ontology annotation, biological process: blue light signaling pathway; entrainment of circadian clock by photoperiod; circadian regulation of gene expression. Gene Ontology annotation, molecular function: DNA binding; FAD binding; blue light photoreceptor activity. The transcript has 4 exons. Lineage: Eukaryota; Viridiplantae; Streptophyta; Magnoliopsida; Brassicales; Cleomaceae. Gene Ontology annotation, cellular component: nucleus; cytoplasm. Bases 382 to 2412 code for a protein of 676 amino acids. The record is from RefSeq and is a predicted model, not a curated record.
CAAAAGUAUCGAUCCCCGUGAGUGGAAAAAGCCACUUCAGUCUCUUUCCGAGAGAUGAGACUUUUAAUCCCACGCGAUUAACAUUCUCCCAAACAAAGCCAAGAUCGAGAAACCCAGAAACAAAAUUUUAGACUUUAGAUUUGAUACCUGUUUCGUGGUUUCUGGGAAUUCUCGUUUGUUGAUUAUUGACAUCGAAAGCUUUGUCCUUUCCAUGAAGUUCUUCGAUCAAGUGGAGGAAGCACACAUUUUGAAUUUGUCUUCUUGAUGGCUAUCUCGUGGACACACCCCUUGAAAAACAGCGAAAAUCAGAUCUGGAUCGAUUUCUCCAAUUAAAUCUUCGUGGGUGUUGUCGAUAAGACAAUCUUUAUGGGUCUCUGAGACAUGUCUGUAUCUAGCGGCAACGGGGGUGGUUGUAGUGUAGUGUGGUUCAGAAGAGAUCUAAGGGUCGAAGACAAUCCGGCGCUAACGGCGGCUGUCCGUACCGGCGGCGGCACCGUGGCGGUGUUCGUGUGGUCGCCGGAGGAAGAAGGGCAUUAUCAUCCAGGGAGGGUGUCGAGGUGGUGGCUGAAACAGAGCUUGGCUCAUCUCGAUUCAUCUCUCAGGAGCUUAGGCACUUGUCUCAUCACCAGAAGAUCCACUGAUUGUGUUUCUUCUCUUCUCGAUGUUGUCAAGUCCACUGGUUCAACUCGGCUCUUCUUCAACCAUUUGUACGAUCAAUUGUCGCUGGUGAGGGAUCAUCGGGUCAAGGAGGUGCUGACCAAGCAUGGGAUACACGUGCAGUCAUACAAUGCAGAUUUGCUAUAUGAACCGUGGGAAGUGAACGACAAUGAAGGCAGACCCUUCACCACUUUUGUGCCCUUUUGGGAGAGAUGCCUCAGCAUGCCUUAUGACCCCGAGCCUCCGCUUCUCCCCCCCAAAUCCAUAAUCUCUGGAGAUGUCGCUGGAUGCCCUUCUGAUGCAUUGGUAUUUGAAGACGAGUUGGAGAAAGCGAGCAAUGCCCUUCUUGCACGAGCGUGGUCUCCUGGAUGGAGCAAUGCGGACAAGGCCCUCGCUACAUUCAUAGACGGUCCACUGAUCGAAUACUCCAAAAACAGCCGAAAAGCUGAUAGUGCCACAACCUCAUUCCUCUCCCCACACCUGCAUUUUGGCGAGGUCAGUGUAAGGAAGGUGUUUCACCUUGUAAGGAUCAAGCAGGUCAUCUGGGCAAAUGAAGGGAACAAAUGUGGCGAAGAAAGCAUCAAUCUUUUCCUCAAAUCGGUCGGUCUGAGAGAAUACUCGAGGUAUCUGAGCUUUAACCACCCAUACAGCCACGAGAGGCCUCUUCUCGGGCAUCUGAAACUGUUCCCAUGGGUUGUGGAUGAAAGCUACUUCAAGGCCUGGAGACAAGGGCGGACGGGUUACCCACUGGUAGAUGCCGGGAUGAGGGAGCUGUGGGCAACGGGUUGGCUGCAUGAUCGGAUACGUGUGGUGGUCGCAAGUUUCUUCGUGAAAGUUCUUCAGCUUCCAUGGAGAUGGGGGAUGAAGUACUUCUGGGAUACCCUUUUGGAUGCUGAUCUUGAAAGCGACGCCCUUGGUUGGCAAUACAUCUCGGGUACUCUCCCCGACGGGCGUGAGCUCAACCGUAUAGACAAUCCGCAGCUUGAAGGAUACAAGUUUGAUCCCGAUGGAGAAUACGUUCGGAGGUGGCUUCCAGAACUUUCCAGACUCCCGACAGAGUGGAUUCACCAUCCAUGGGAUGCUCCAGAAUACGUGCUUCAAGUGGCAGGUGUGGAGCUUGGAUCUAACUAUCCACGACAGAUUGUGAGCAUAGAUGCAGCAAAAGCCAGACUAGAAGCAGCCUUGUCCCAGAUGUGGCAACAAGAAACAGUCAUGAAUGAAGACGAAGGGCUUGGAGAAACAUCUGAGACAAUUCACUUCCCAGAAGAUACGGUCAUGGCGGCAGAAGAGCUGUCUGAAACCACGGCAAAUGGGUUCAAUCCUCCGCAGCCAAAUCCAAUGGCGGCAAUGAGGCGUUACAUGGAUCAGAUGGUUCCAAGUAUGACUGCAUCAUCGUUCAUAACAGGAGGAGGAGGAGGAGGAGGAGGAGAAAUUGCAGAAGAAGAAUCUUCCUCUGCGAGCGUGAGAAACUCGGGAGGAGAAGUCCCGAGGAACAUGAAUCUGAACGUGGUCGGAAACGAAGAAGGAAGAACAGAAACUGUGUUGAACAGAGAGGUCGUGGAGAUGAAUGAUCAUCGGGAAGAUUCCACGGCCGAAUCUUCUAGAAGGGAAGGAGGGGUGGUUCCUGUCUGGUCUCCGACUGGUUCGACUUUCCCCGGCGAAGACAAUGGGACAGAGACGAGCCCUGUGUUAUUGGAGCCACGCCAUCAGUCUCAUCAGAUCAAUUGUCGUCGAAGACUCACUCGGACCGGUUGAUUUACAUAUAUAUGUAUGUAUGUGUGUGAACUUAACGUAAGUUUUUCAGUGAAUCUGUAGUUGUACUUGUACAGAGGAGACGUUAAAAUAGUUUAUGCAGAAUCUAAGUGGCUAAAAUAAACUUUUAAUUUCUGUAAUAA